UUCAGUUUAAAGUCUUAGUUAAACGUCAUGUCGUUGAAAUUAUAUCUCAGCUGUUUUUUGAUGAUUUUAACACCUGUUUCAACAAGGCGUCCAUUUGAUCUUGUUCUUGAUGAACUCAAAUGCCUUGGAUAUGGAGAAUCAGUCAUAGAAGCAUAUUGUAAUCAAUACCAAAAGUCCAACAAAACAUAUGUCGACGCAGCAUUGAUAUUUUCAAAACAAAUAGAUACUUUCGAGCUUCGCGGAUUAAUUGAAAUACCACGUCCAAAUGAAGAACCCAUGAAACUUAUCAAUAUAACUGUGGAUGGUUGUAAGUUUUUGGUCGAAGCUGAAAACGAUAAUAUAUUGAAAGUAAUUUUGCAAAUGAUGAGAAAAUCAGGAAAUCUCCCUAAAAAAUGUCCAUUACUAGCUAACGAUCGUUUUUAUUUGAGUAAAAUGUUUGUUGAUCCUGAUUUAUUACCAGGCUAUACACCGGAAUUAAGUUUUGUGUUAAAUAUAGACGUUUUAGUUCAAAAUAAAUUGACUUAUAAAAUUUUUAUAAGAGGGCGUGUUGAAGCCAAGAAAAGCAAAAAAAGAAUUUUCAAAGUAAAAUAAACAUAAAAUGGCUUUUAAAAAAUUGUUUUCAA
Eupeodes corollae is the source of this 623-nucleotide messenger RNA. RefSeq lists its product as uncharacterized. The coding region runs from base 28 to 591 and encodes 187 amino acids. The record is from RefSeq and is a predicted model, not a curated record. The transcript has 3 exons. Lineage: Eukaryota; Metazoa; Arthropoda; Insecta; Diptera; Syrphidae.